CUGGAGGAGGUGCAUCUUGGAAGUGGUUACUUCCUUUGUGGUUCCUUUUUUUGUUAACUCUCUGGUUUAUAUCUGUUAAUAGUUUUUCCUACACUGUUCUCAUCUUCUCCUGCACUGAAUGACUGCUUAUCUAAAGUCAUAUGAUAUAAAUUCGAGUAAUGAGUUCCAUCCCAAAGAACAAAUGUAUUGAUGUCCUUCAAUGUAUAUACAGUUUUCUAGUUACGUUCUGUGAUCAUAUGUGUGCUUUGCUUUUAUAACAAGCAAAAUAGUCUUUUCAUAUCAAUUUGGCUAAUACUGGUUUGAAACCGAGGGUGACACAUGCAGUCUAAGUGCAAAUCCCAGUUUGUUCUGUAGGAUUUCAUUUUAUCAUUUGGGCGGGCACUCUGGUGCAUGCUUGUGUACCCCGCCCUUCCAUCUCUUUCCCCUUCCCUCCCCUCCCCUCUCCCCCUCUGGGUGUGUGCCUGUCUGUCUCUGUCUUGGACAGGCUAGCCUCAAAUUCAUGAUUGUUCUUCACAAGGCUCAGAGCACAGGCUCGUAUGUCCCAUCACACUUGGCUAGCUAGGUAGGCUUGGCGUUCUAAGAGAACCUGGCAAUUCCCUCCACUGUUCUCUGUUAACUGCUGCUGAAAUCUUCGUUUGCACAUUGUUGAGCUUUCAUUUUGCUGUCACAAAAUUAAGGUUUUUAGUACAUUGAAGCUUAUCUAUCUUUAGGCAUUAAAAUAUUUUCCUAGUGAAUUCAAGAACUAAGAAUGUGAUACUUGGUUAUCUUAGGGUGUUUAAUAUUUUUCUUAACUGUACAUUCUGUUUGAAGGCAAAAUAAAUGUUACUUUCACUAUAAGAACUGAUUUUCUUUCCUUAUUUCUUUCUUCUUUUCUUUCCUCCUUUCUUUUUUCUAGGCAGCAUCUCAUGUGGCCCAGACUGGCUUUGAGCUUGCUGUUAGUCCAAGAUGACCUUAGACUCCUGAGCCUUUUUCCUGAAGGCUCAGAUGACAGACUUAUGGCGCUCAUGCCUGGCGGAGAGACCUGGCUUGUAGAGGGUCUACUUGAGUGCGAGCUAGGUCUAGACCUCAGUUCUCCAUAACACCCUGCCUGGGUACUGCAGGUUAGCGUCAGUUGUUUCCAGGGCAUCUGUUAUGCACCUUAAGCCAUACUGGAAACUCCAAAAGAGAGAGCACCCUCUCGAAGUCAGCAAGGACACCCUGCGAACGCCUGUGAGCCACCCAAACUCUGUCAGUGAUGAAAAGGGCAAAGCUAACUACAUGAAACCAACUGUCUUUCCUUCAGCCUCCCUUGGCAAAGCAACAUCUAGAAAACCUUUUGGGAUCCUUUCUCCAAAUGUUCUGUGCAGUAUGAGUGGGAAGAGUCCUGUGGAGAACAGCUUGAAUGUGAAAGCCAAAAAGAAUGUGCCGUCUGCAACAGUCCACCAGAGUGAAGAAGAAGGGCUGCCCGGGAGCUGGGCUAUCGUCAAGCCUGGGAACACGAAGGAGAAGAUUGCAUUCUUUGCAGCCCACCAGUGCAGCAGUAGGAUGAUAGGGCCUAUGAAGAUCAAGAGCUCCUGGGAUAUCGAUGGGAGAGCCACUAAAAGAAGGAAAAAGUCAGGGGAUCUUAAGAGAGCCAAGGUGCACCUAGAAAGAAUGAGAGAAAUCAACGGCCAGUGCUACCAGCCGGAGCCCUUCGCAUGUGGCAUCGAGCACUGUUCUGUGCAUUAUGUCAGUGACAGUGGGGAUGGUGUCUAUACGGGGCGGCCUCUGUCGGUGAUACAGAUGGUUGCCUUCCUUGAGCAGAGGGCCACUGCUCUGCUAGCUAGCUGUGCAAAAACCUGCACAAAUUCGCCUGCUAUUGUGAAGAUCACUGGCCAGUCCCGAGGUGUGCCACCUGCACCUGAGCCCUGCUCUGCUCCAGGAACCUGUGAAGAACCUACGGGAAGAGGGAAUCCCGAGGCUGGCAGGCCACAGAGCGAGCCAGUCCGUGUCCUUGACAUGGUGGCCAGGCUGGAGUCCGAGUGUCUAAAGCACCAGGGCCAGCGGGAACCUGGGACCCUGUCGCGGAAUAACAGCUUCCGUCGGCACGUCGGCAGGGUGCUGCUCACCAGUGGUGCUCAGGCCAGUGACGCAAAGGAAAAAGGCACCGAGGACGACGCUGACGCCCCCGACAUCGAGGGACACCCCAUGCAGUCACUGUCUGUGGGAGAAGGACCCUCCACAGCUGACUGUUGUUCUGGGAGUGACCAGGCCUGGGAUGGUACGUCUCCGGGCUGUCCCUCACUGCCAGCAGGUGUGAGCUUUCAUGUGGACAGUGCAGAAUUAGAGCCAGGUCAGCACACAGCUGUGAAAAACUGCAGCAGGCACGACAUAGAAAUGACAGGUGAAUUUGAAGAAUUGCCCUUUUCUUCUCACACCUGUCUCCAAGCCCCCGAACUGCCCACAACUGCUGUCAGCUGUAUGAGUAGAGCCCUUGUUCCACUCGGGAGCCACAGCCCUGACCAGAGAAAGGAACCUGUGUGCAUCAGCAUCACUGUGUGCACAGUAGAGAAAGCCCAGCCUUCUGCUUUAGACCCCCUUGAAGAGCCUCUUCCAGGGAUGCUGUUUUUCCUGUCACCGGGACAGGACCAGCAAGAGUGCUCCCAGUUGGACGAACACACAUCACAGGAGGCUUCGGAAGCCAGUAAGCCUCAAGAUGCUGGUGAGGGCCACCAGGUCUGCGAGGAGAAAGAGGUUUCUGUGGAGCCGUCCGUCCCGGCAGCCUCUCUGGUGGACAGUACGCUACCAGUGCUUGAGGCAUCCAGUUGGAAGAAGCAGGUGUCUCAGGACUUCCUGGAGACCAGGUUUAAAAUCCAGCAACUUCUGGAGCCUCAGCAGUACAUGGUAUGCCUGCCUCACCACAUCAUGGUUAAAAUCUUCAGGUUACUCCCCACCAGGAGUUUAGCAGUUCUUAAAUGUACCUGCCGCUAUUUCAAGUUCAUCAUCGAAUACUACAACAUCAGGCCAGCAGAUUCUCGGUGGGUUCGAGACCCACGCUAUCGAGAAGACCCCUGCAAGCAGUGCAAGAAAAAGUAUGUGAAAGGGGAUGUGUCCCUGUGCCGGUGGCACCCCAAACCUUACUGCCAGGCCUUGCCUUACGGGCCUGGGUACUGGAUGUGCUGCCACCGGUCUCAGAAGGCCUUUCCCGGCUGUAAGCUGGGCCUCCAUGACAAUCACUGGUUACCUGCCUGCCACAGCUUCAAUCGGGCACUCCAUAAGAAGUCCAGAGGGGGCGAGCCGGAAGAGGAGUACUGACGUCCAGGCGAGAGGCCCGUGAAACACCGAGUCAACCCUGAGACGCCGACUCCUCCCCCGUCAGGAGUCUGCGCAGAUGAGACUGCCGUCGCUGGGCAGUUUUUCAACUCUGAAUUUACCAACUGUACAUGAGAUGCGUUCCAUGGUUCGUGUCGUGGUGCCUCACAUCUAACCCUUUCAGCCGGGAAGAACUCUGCCUGUUUGCCUCCAUCAAGGACAUUCAGAGGUCACCAGGUAGUCUCCACAAGGGGAUCUGAAGUGUUCCUGUACUGGCUCUGUACUUGAGUGGAAAAGAAAGCAAAACCUCUGAGAAUUAUGCCUAAAAUAGAAAAUUGGGCACCUUACCUUACACCUUGUAUGCUUGAUCCUGUGAGAAUGUUUGCAGAUGGAUUUUAUGCCCUGUGGUGUUUACAGUGUAUAUAAUGGUUGUGUUUUCAUGGGGCUGUGAAAGUGCACAUUAAACCUGAGCGCCUUUACCUGGAGAUGAGUGCAUUGGCCCCUCUGUAAAUAAUGUGAUGAAAAUCCAAUAUUGUAUAUUAUGGCAGUUGACUAAACAUAAUCAAAACAGAAUAAGACAAUAUCAUAUAAUAGUCAGAUUAAAACAUUGUCCAUCCUUUUGUCUGGUUAAAAAAAUUUUUUUUAAAAAAAAAUACUUCAAUAAAGAAUGCGCAUUUUAAA
This is a messenger RNA of Peromyscus leucopus (white-footed mouse), 3951 nucleotides long. RefSeq names its product F-box protein 34 (gene Fbxo34). Gene Ontology annotation, molecular function: protein binding. Bases 1132 to 3273 code for a protein of 713 amino acids. The record is from RefSeq and is a predicted model, not a curated record. The transcript has 2 exons. NCBI's taxonomy places the organism in Eukaryota, Metazoa, Chordata, Mammalia, Rodentia, Cricetidae.